Molecule: messenger RNA, 1140 nt
Organism: Brenthis ino (lesser marbled fritillary)
Lineage: Eukaryota; Metazoa; Arthropoda; Insecta; Lepidoptera; Nymphalidae
Source: the annotation of a GenBank genome assembly
AUGCUGAAACUGCAAAUUGCUAAUGCUCAAGAUCGGAAAGAAGCUCAAAACAGAGAGCGGCGACGACAAUGCGAGUUAGAAAGAAGAUCUCGGAUAUUUAAUGCCAGAAAUAGAAAAAUUGGUGUUGACCUUCCCUUCUUGGAGCGUCAAGUAGAAGAGAAGAAAGCUGAAAGAGAAGAACAAGAAAGAAAAAACCUCGCAUUCGCACGACAAAUGAUCAAAGACAGCAACCUCGCGGUCGUCUUAGAGGCCAGGGAGAGAGAAGAACGACGCCGUAUCGACACGGAGAUUGAUGAAUUUCGUCAAAAAUACCAACGUAAAGAAGACAGCAGGGAAUACGAUCUAAAUGACCCCAAUUCGUUAAAGAUGCAAAUGCCUCCACGAGCAUCCGACGGGGAACCAGUCGGCUUGUCCAGUGCACAAAAAUUUGAAGGCGAAGAUCUAGAGUAUGAAGAACGUAAGAAAAUAAUGGCGGCGCAAAAGAACGCGUGGCUCGAACAGCAAGUGCAGGAGCGCAAGGCUGCUGAGGAGGAGCGCAAACAGGCAGAAGCCGCCUACAUGAUGGCGAUUAGAUCCCGAGACGCUCGUGCCGGAGAACUGGACAAGUUGGAGAGAGAAUGCCGAUAUCGACUCGGUCAGGCCAAUUUACGUUACAAUGAGGCUUUGGCGGCAGAAAAGAAACAAUUGGAACAAAUAAUGAAGGAGCAAGAAGAAGCAGACAAUGCGGCGGAAAUGUACAACAAUCUCACGUCAGACAUGUUGACUGAGAACCCAGAUGUGGCUAAAAGCGCUCUCGGAAAGAACAGAGCUAUCGGCUUCAUGUACAAAGGCAUGAAUCAAGAAGAACUGAAGAAGUUUUACGCGGCGCAGAAAGACCAAAUGGCGGCGGCUAAGGCUAAACGUGAAGCCGAAGAAAAGAUGGAAGCCGAGUGGCAAGCGCUCGCUAAAUCCAUACAAAGGGAAGUCGCCACGCAGGACAUACAAGACCGAAGGAAGAGAAGGGAAAUCGCGAGACAACUAAUGGAAGAAAAUCAGUUACUGGCGCUUCAACAAAAGGAAAAAGAAAAGUAUUUCAAAGAAGUCGUCAACAACAACGUUCCGACCGACGAUUACUACUCGCAAUUCAAUACAACUACCAGA